This is a messenger RNA of Mastomys coucha (southern multimammate mouse), 4612 nucleotides long. It is a transcript of the gene Scaf4, whose product is annotated as SR-related CTD associated factor 4. The transcript has 21 exons. Bases 273 to 3503 code for a protein of 1076 amino acids. The record is from RefSeq and is a predicted model, not a curated record. Gene Ontology annotation, cellular component: nucleus. Gene Ontology annotation, molecular function: RNA binding; RNA polymerase II C-terminal domain phosphoserine binding. Lineage: Eukaryota; Metazoa; Chordata; Mammalia; Rodentia; Muridae. Gene Ontology annotation, biological process: negative regulation of termination of RNA polymerase II transcription, poly(A)-coupled.
AAACGGACAUGUUGGAGCCCCGCGCUGCCGCCGCUUCCCAUCCCUCCUCCGGCGCACGGGACUGAGCAGGGCCCCGCCGCCUCUGCCUGCGCUCGACCGGCCCAGCCUCGCCGCCUCGGCCGCAGCCCCUUCCUGCUCGGCCUCCGCCGUCGUCGCCUCCCGUCCUCCUGCCCCCUACGCCCUAGGGCCCUGCCGGCUCCCGGCCCUACUCAGUCGCGGCUCGAGGUCUAUGUGACCGGCGGGCCCGGAUCAGUCGCCGCCGCAACGCGAACAUGGACGCCGUCAACGCCUUCAACCAGGAGCUCUUCUCACUUAUGGAUAUGAAGCCUCCCAUCUCUAGAGCCAAGAUGAUUCUCAUUACUAAAGCUGCUAUCAAAGCUAUUAAGCUUUAUAAGCACGUUGUUCAAAUAGUAGAAAAGUUCAUCAAAAAGUGUAAGCCAGAGUAUAAGGUUCCAGGCCUGUAUGUCAUCGACUCCAUUGUGAGACAGUCUCGGCACCAGUUUGGAACUGAUAAAGAUGUUUUUGGGCCAAGAUUCUCUAAAAAUAUAACUGCUACAUUCCAGUAUUUAUAUCUUUGUCCAUCUGAAGAUAAGAGUAAAAUAGUUCGUGUGCUAAAUCUUUGGCAAAAAAAUGGAGUGUUCAAAAUUGAAAUUAUUCAGCCUCUUUUGGACAUGGCAGCAGGAACCAGUAAUGCUGCUCCAGUAGCAGAAAACAUCACCAACAAUGAAGGCUCACCUCCACCCCCAGUAAAAGUCUCUUCCGAACUUCCACAAGCUCCCACAAACUCCAUGCCUACUGUAGCACAGCUGCCCAGCUCCGAUGCCUUUGCUGCUGUGGCUCAGCUGUUCCAGACAACUCAAGGCCAACAGCUUCAGCAGAUCCUUCAGACUUUUCAACAACCUCCAAAACCACAGUCUCCCGCCCUUGACAGUGCUGUGAUGGCUCAGGUUCAGGCUAUCACAGCUCAGUUAAAGACAGCUCCUACACAAGCACCUGAGCAAAAAACUGCAUUUGACAAGAAGCUGCUUGAUAGAUUCGAUUAUGACGACGAGCCAGAAGCUGUGGAGGACUCAAAGAAAGAGGAUGCUGCUGCCGUCACCACUGCAGGCCUUGCCACCACUGCACCUCCCGCACCCACUGCAGCCACGCCUGCUGUUGCUCCUGCUGUACCUGCACCCUCUGCUACCUCUCCCCCUCCUCCACAGGCGCCAUUUGGGUACCCUGGAGAUGGCAUGCAGCAGCCAGCAUACACACAGCAUCAAAAUAUGGACCAGUUUCAACCUCGGAUGAUGCCAAUACAGCAGGAUACGAUGCACCAUCAGGUUCCGCUUCCUCCUAAUGGACAGAUGCCAGGAUUUGGGCUUCUCUCUGCACCACCUCCAUUUCCCCCCAUGCCUCAGCCUGCAAUGGCACAGCCGGGGAUGCCUCAGCCUGGAAUGGCUCAGCCUGCCAUGCCACAGCCGGGGAUGCCUCAGCCGGGGAUGCCACAGCCUGGGAUGCCUCAGCCGGGGAUGCCACAGCCUGUGGUGCCUCAGCCUGGAAUGCCUCAGCCUGGAAUGGCUCAGCCUGCCAUGCCACAGCCGGGGAUGCCUCAGCCGGGGAUGCCUCAACCAGGCAUGCCUCCAACUCCACCAGUACAACCAACGUUCCAACCAACUUUUCAGCCACAAAAUGAGUCCCAUUCACAAAAGCCACAUCAGCAGGAAAUGGAAAUAGAGCAGCCUUGUGUUACAGAGGUUAAGCGGCAUGUGCCCGAGAGCAGAAAGUCGAGAUCCAGGUCAGCAUCCAGGUCACCAAAAAGGAGAAGAUCUAGGUCUGGCUCUAGGUCUCGGAGAUCCCGCCACCGUCGCUCUCGGUCUCGGUCCAGGGAUAGGCGCCGACACUCACCUCGCUCUCGAUCUCAAGAAAGACGGGAUCGAGAAAAAGAGAGGGAACGGCGACAGAAAGGCCUCCCUCAGAUCAAGUCAGAAACUGCAAGUGUUUGUAGUACCACACUGUGGGUGGGACAACUGGACAAAAGGACUACUCAGCAGGAUGUUGCCAGUCUCUUAGAAGAGUUUGGUCCAAUUGAAUCAAUUAAUAUGAUUCCUCCCAGGGGUUGUGCCUAUAUCGUUAUGGUUCAUAGACAAGAUGCAUACCGCGCCCUGCAGAAACUGAGCCGAGGAAACUAUAAAGUGAACCAGAAAUCUAUAAAGAUUGCCUGGGCCUUAAACAAAGGAAUAAAGGCUGAUUAUAAACAGUAUUGGGAUGUUGAACUUGGUGUCACUUACAUUCCAUGGGACAAAGUCAAAGCUGAGGAGCUGGAGAGUUUCUGUGAAGGAGGCAUGUUGGAUAGUGACACACUUAACCCAGAUUGGAAAGGCAUCCCCAAGAAGCCUGAAAAUGAAGUUGCCCAAAAUGGAGGUGCCGAAGCCUCCCACACAGAGCCAGUGUCACCCAUACCUAAGCCUGUGCCUGUGCCUGUCCCUCCCAUUCCUGUUCCUGCACCUAUAACAGUGCCACCUCCACAGGUCCCACCACAUCAGCCGGGCCCUCCUGUUGUUGGUGCUCUGCAGCCGCCUGCGUUCACUCCUCCCUUAGGAAUCCCCCCUCCUGGCUAUGGCCCUGGUGUUCCUCCUCCUCCUCCUCCUCCGCCAUUUUUGCGCCCAGGAUUCAACCCAAUGCAUUUACCACCAGGUUUUCUUCCUCCUGGACCCCCACCUCCUAUAACUCCACCAGUAUCCAUCCCUCCGCCUCACACUCCACCAAUAAGCAUCCCAAACUCUACUAUCGCUGGUAUAAAUGAAGACACUACAAAAGACUUAUCUAUUGGAAAUCCCAUUCCAACAGUGGUGUCUGGGGCUAGAGGAAAUGCCGAGUCUGGUGACAGUGCGAAAAUGUAUGGUUCUGCUGGGCCACCUGCUGCACCCACGAAUCUGCCCACCCCUCCUGUAACCCAGCCUGUGUCACUGCUUGGCACUCAAGGAGUUGCGCCCGGUCCUGUAAUUGGACUCCAGGCACCCUCUACCGGUCUUCUUGGUGCCAGACCUGGCCUGAUCCCACUCCAGCGCCCCCCAGGGAUGCCUCCACCACAUUUGCAACGGUUUCCUAUGAUGCCACCUCGGCCCAUGCCACCUCACAUGCUGCACAGGGGUCCGCCACCGGGACCAGGGGGCUUUGCGAUGCCUCCACCUCAUGGAAUGAAAGGGCCCUUUCCACCACAUGGCCCCUUUGUCAGGCCUGGUGGAAUGCCAGGGCUGGGGGGCCCAGGGCCAGGCCCAGGAGGAUCAGAAGACAGAGAUGGAAGGCAGCAACAACCGCAGCAGCAACAGCAGCAGCCACCGCAGCAGCAGCAGCAGCAGCAGCAGCAGCAGUCACAGUCCCAGCAGCCAGCGCCAUCCCAGCAGCCAGCGCCAGCUCAGCAGCAGCCACAGCAGUUUAGAAAUGAUAACAGGCAGCAGUUCAACUCAGGGCUGAAGAAAAUUCUAAGGAUAAAGGGUCAACUGAAAGGAAGUGCCUACUGAAAAGUUAGCUGCCCGAGGUGGGCAAGAGCCUUUACUACUUGGUGUUCUGCAUGAACCAGAUUCAUCUCCCGAGGGUAACUUGGGAAGACGGCUCCCAUAUGGUAACCAAGCGAUAACCUACAGACUUGAAUACUGACAUCCAUCGCAGAUUUUACACUCAACGAAAUGUUUUAACUGUAAGGGGGGACAAUCAUGGCAAGAAAAUCCGGCUGUUCUAGACUAAAGACUAUUGUAUCCUCCAACUCAGAUCCAGUCUGAUUAAAUGUAACCUGCUUUCUACUGCAUCUCAGCAGACCAGUGUUCUUAGCUGACCUAGGCAAAUUAAUUCUUCACUACCACAUCCAAUAAAAGAACUUUUUUCCUAUUCUGAACUCUCAACAUGUAUGUGAUUCUUUAGAAACUAGUUUAACCACCAUAAAGUCACGGAAAGGUACAUAACUAUGUUAGAAGAAAUCCUACGCAUAUAUCCUUAUAUGAAAACUUACCACCAUUGUACGGCCAAUGAUGGAAUGCUCUCCUAUGAGUGAGAUCACACGGUCUUCAAUGGACACAUUGGCUACACCAUCCUUUCCAGCAGCCACAUUGCCCAGGUCUCCAACAUGUCUAACAUUAAAAGAGCAUCAGGUGAAUGAGCAAAGAUGUCUACUUCACAUCACUAGAGUUCUAUAGCUAAAUUAACAUCUGACUAAGUCAAAUACGUGGAGUGGAUGAAAAGUGCACAUACAUUAUCAACUAUGAUGGCUUUUCCAGACUGUCAAAGGUCUGGGAACACAAAGUUCACACAGGUAGCUAGGAUACCUUGACAGACAGCUCAAAUUUAAGGGUGGUGCUCUGAGAAGAACCACAGGCUGGGACCUUAGCAAAGGAGGUCAGCUCCUGAAUUAGCAAAGGGCUGUUCCCAGGCCUCCAUUCUAAAAACAAGCCAGCCCGACUUUCCUAAGGUUUCACAUACAAAUGGAGUCUCAACUAGUUUUCAUUAUCUGCAUUAGUAUCCUAUUAUACAAUGAUUUACUUUGCUACUGACUGACAGUACUUGUUAUCCAUGAUAUUUGCUGUAUUGGUUCCUUUUGGCACUUGUAUUAGUUCAUCUUCAAUAAAUGCUACAAAAC